This is a messenger RNA of Malassezia pachydermatis, 2367 nucleotides long. RefSeq names its product glutamate-trna ligase. Gene Ontology annotation, biological process: translation; glutamyl-tRNA aminoacylation. Gene Ontology annotation, molecular function: glutamate-tRNA ligase activity; ATP binding. Gene Ontology annotation, cellular component: cytosol; methionyl glutamyl tRNA synthetase complex; cytoplasm. The record is from RefSeq and is a predicted model, not a curated record. The coding region runs from base 1 to 2367 and encodes 788 amino acids. Lineage: Eukaryota; Fungi; Basidiomycota; Malasseziomycetes; Malasseziales; Malasseziaceae. The transcript has 2 exons.
AUGUCUAACGUAGCCAUCGUGCUCGAUCCGAGCGCGCGCUUGCCGUUCUUCACGCCGCUGGUGCUCUCGAAUCUCGCGGUGGAGCAUGCUGCGGCGCCGGCUGAGGUGACUUUCGAGCCAGGCGCAGACACGUCGCUGACGCUCGACGGCCAAACGAUUCGCGGCCACCUCGCUGUGCUCCAGGCGUUGGCGAAGCACUAUGCUAGCACAGGCAUCACUGGGGCGGAGGUGGAGCCGUUCCUCGUCCAGGCCGAUGCGCUGGCCUCCGCAGCGUUCCCCGUGGCGAUGCAGAACGCCGACGACUUGGACCAGCAUCUCGCGCUGCGCACGUACCUUGUCGGCCACAGCGUCACUGCCGCGGACGCAGCCAUCUGGGGCGCGAUUCGCUCGUCGUCGCCGCUGCUGGGUAUCAUCAAGAAGCAGGCACACACACACCUCGCGCGCUGGUACGCUCACGUCGAUGCCCUUCCGGCGUUCUCGUCGGCCGUCGCGACAUUGACCGAGGCCAAGAGCCAGAUGUUCAAGCAGAAGAAAACCGCCGCAGGCUUUGACCUCUUCCUGAAGGGCGCCAAGGAGGGCCAAGUCGUCACGCGUUUCCCGCCGGAGGCUAGUGGCUACCUACACGUGGGCCACGCCAAGGCCGCGAUCUUGAACCAGUACUUUGCCAAGAUGUACAAGGGCCGUCUGCUGAUCCGUUUCGACGAUACCAACCCAAGCAAGGAGAAGCAGGAGUACGAGGACGCGAUUAUCGAGGACCUGGCCCUCCUUGGCAUUCAGGGCGAUCAGCUUACGCACACUUCCGACUACUUUGAGCAGCUGCGCGACCUGGCCAAGAAGAUGAUCCAGGAAGGCAAGGCCUACGCGGAUGACACGCCGCAGGAGCAGAUGCGGGCCGAGCGUAUGGACGGUAUCGCGAGCCAGCGUCGUGAUGCGUCGCCAGAGGAGAACAUGAAGCGCUUCGAAGAGAUGCUGGCUGGCACCAAGGAAAGAUGCAAGUGGUGUCUGCGUGCCAAGAUGAGCGUCGAUAACCCGAACAAGGCGAUGCGCGACCCGGUAAUUUACCGCUGCAACGUCGACAUGCCGCACCAGCGCACAGGCACGCAGUGGAAGGCGUACCCAACGUACGACUUUGCGUGCCCUGUCGUCGACAGCCUCGAAGGCGUCACGCAUGCGCUGCGUACGAACGAGUACCAUGACCGCAACACGCAAUAUGCGUGGAUUCUCAAUGCGCUGGGGAUGCGCCAGGUCGAGAUCUGGGACUAUGGUCGCUUGAACUUUGUAUACACGCUGCUGAGCAAGCGUAAGCUGCAGUGGUUCGUCGACCAUGGCGCAGUGACGGGCUGGGACGACCCACGUUUCCCGACGGUGCGUGGUAUCCGCCGCCGCGGUAUGACGAUCGAGUGCAUUCAGCAGUUUAUCUUGUCGCAGGGCCCGAGUCAGCAGAUUACCAACAUGGAGUGGGACAACAUCUGGGCGCUCAACAAGCGUAUUCUGGACCCGAUCGUCCCGCGCUUUGUAGCGCUGGAUGAAGCGAAGAUCGUCAAGGCGACGAUUCGUCCUGCGCCGCCAGCGGAGGAGAAGCAGGUACCGAGGCACAAGAAGAACGCCGACUUGGGCAUGAAGACCACGGUGUACGACAGUGUGAUCCUGCUCGAGCAGGCUGACGCUGCCAGCUUCGAGGACAACGAAGAGAUCACCCUCAUGGAUUGGGGCAAUGUGAUUGUGCGUGGCAAGACGGUGGAGAACGGCGUAGUGACUGCGCUGGAUCUCGAAGCGCACUUUGACGGCGAUUUCAAGACGACGAAGAAGAAGGUGACAUGGCUCGCGCAGCCCAACGAGAAGCGCCACUUGACCGAAGUGCGUUUGCUGGACUUUGACUACCUCAUUACGAAGAAGAAGCUGGAGGAAGAUGACAAGUUCCAGGACUUUUUGACGCCACAGACGCGCUUCGAGACGCUAGCCGUGGCGGAUGCGAACGUCGCGACGCUGCGUAAGGGUGAUCAGAUCCAGUUCGAACGCAAGGGCUACUACAUUCUCGACAAUGAACAGGGCGCCGAUGGCCGUCGUGAGUUUAUCAAGAUUCCCGAUGGUCGCGCGGCUACGAGCGCAAGCAAGGCUGCGCCGGACGAGAACCCCGAGCAGAAGAAGGCGGCCGCGGCCGCGGCGCGUGCGCAAAAAGCCGCGGAAAAGGCGCAAAAGAAGGCGCAGAAGGGGGGCGGCGCGGCGCCGCCUGUGCCGCCCAAGGACGGUGUCUCGUCGCUCGUGGCGGAGGGUACGCAGAAGAUCAACAUGUACCAGGCUCCGAUCAUCAACAAACCUACAGAUACGCCUGUGAACACGAGUAUGUACAAGAUCCGCCCGUUGUAG